CUCUCGAACACUACCCCCUGCCUGCAGAGGAAGUGUGUCGUGGACACCCACAGGCCUGGCAGUGUGAUGACGGGAAGUGUAUUUCUGUUAGAUGGCGCAGGGGACUGCCUGGACGGCUCUGAUGAGGUUAACUGUGAGGUCUCCAUCACAUGCCCUGGCCAGAAAGCCCAGUGUCCGGGACAUUCUCAGUGUCGCGAGGCUUGGGAACUCUGUGACGUCCAUGGGGACUGUGGAGAUGGGCUCAAUGAAGCACGCUGCUCCCCGAACUGCUGUCUGGAGGGCCAGUGGCAGUGCAGGAACCAGGUGUAUGUUGUGGAUAGCUGGAGGUGCGACGGGGUCAAUGACUGCGGGGACUCCUCGGACGAGGACGCCUGUGCCUCCUGUCCAGAAGGCACGGUUAGAUGUGAUGAAGGGAAAUGCAUCCUGGAAUCCCUGAUGUGUGAUGGGGAGGCAGACCGCGCAGAUGGUGCUGAUGAACCUACUACAUGUGGGAAGAACGGCUCCCUGGCCAAUGGGGGCUGUGAGAGGCAUUGCAGUGAUACCAGCUGGGGAGUCCAGUGUUCGUGUGGAGCUGGGUGGCAGUUACAGCCGGACGGGCAGAGCUGUGCAGGUCACCAGCUCUACAAUAGUACCAGUUGUCGAGUUACAGGUGAGUUUCGCAACCCUAAGCAAAGCCUAGCCCUUGCUCUGUCCUUAGCGGUAAUUAUAGAUAGAAGUGCUAUUGAUGAUUCACUUUAG
Molecule: messenger RNA, 738 nt
Organism: Mirounga angustirostris (Northern elephant seal)
Lineage: Eukaryota; Metazoa; Chordata; Mammalia; Carnivora; Phocidae
Product: low-density lipoprotein receptor-related protein 4-like
Exons: 5
Coding region: 67-738 (223 amino acids)
Biological process (GO): receptor-mediated endocytosis
Cellular component (GO): plasma membrane; signaling receptor complex; apical plasma membrane
Molecular function (GO): hormone binding; protein binding
Source: RefSeq, a predicted model, not a curated record